This is a messenger RNA of Vitis vinifera (wine grape), 2054 nucleotides long. RefSeq names its product nuclear transport factor 2. Gene Ontology annotation, molecular function: mRNA binding. The transcript has 10 exons. Bases 163 to 1617 code for a protein of 484 amino acids. Gene Ontology annotation, cellular component: cytosol; ribonucleoprotein complex. The record is from RefSeq and is a predicted model, not a curated record. NCBI's taxonomy places the organism in Eukaryota, Viridiplantae, Streptophyta, Magnoliopsida, Vitales, Vitaceae.
CAAAAAUUCCCUCCAACCUAGUGGAGGACUAGUCUCCUAGCAAAACUCUCUCAUUGUUCCUUCAUGCACCAACCACUCUCUCCAUCGUUGCUCCUCUCUUCUCUCUGAACUGUACGCACUGUACUUGCUUCGCCAUUCCUCUCUCCGAUUCGCUCCCGAGAGAUGGCAAUGCAAACAGAAGAUUCUUCCCCUGGCCCCAGUGCUGAAGUGGUCGGGAAUGUGUUUGUGGAACAGUAUUACCUCGUUCUUUAUCAAUCCCCAGAACUGGUUUACAGAUUUUAUCAUGAUUCUAGUGUGCUAAGCCGACCUGGGCCUGAUGGUGUAAUGACAACAGUGACAACCUCAGAAGGAAUUAAUGACAUGAUCCUCUCCUUUGACUACAAGGGCCAUAAGGCAGAGAUAUUGACUGCAGAUGCUCAGUUUUCCUACAAGGAUGGGGUGGUUGUUUUGGUAACCGGUUGUUUGACUGGGAAGGACAAUGUGAGAAGGAAAUUCACUCAGUCAUUCUUUCUAGCUCCACAAGAUAAUGGCUACUUUGUCUUAAAUGAUGUUUUUAGAUACAUGGAUGAAAGAGAAUCGCUCAUGGUUGAAACCAUUGCAGUUAAUGAUGUAAAUGAAAAUUCUCCAGUAGCGCCUUUGACUCCAGAGCCAGAAAGCACUCAUGUUCUUGAUCACCCUAAGUCGAAUAACACUAGUCCCGUGGAAGAAGAUGCUGCCGAUGAUGAAGAAGUAUGUGAUCUAACAGAAAAUGAAGGGGUACCAGUUUCUGAAGAAAAGGUUGUUUGUGAAAUCCCAGUUGAUCCAAGUAAAGAUGUUCACCCAGUCUCUGAGACAGUUUCUGCUGUCAUUAAUGAGGAUGCACCAAAGAAGUCUUAUGCUUCCAUAGUGAAGGUGAUGAAGGGGGAGAUGGCUACAAGUUCAGUUCAUGUACCUCCUGGUGCUGUAAGAGCUGCUAAAAGUAAUGCAAAGGUUUCACCUGCAAACAUUGAGCGACAUGUAAGCACAUCUGCAGCACCCCGAGCACAAGUUCAUAGUAGCAACAGUGCCCCCAGUGGCAACAGUGCCCCCAGUGGUAACAAUGCUCCCAGUAGCAACAGUACCCCCACUAAUAAUGGUGCCCCUAGAAGCAACAUUUCUCCAGAAAGUGGCCAGGAUCAUCCUGAAGUUGGUGGCCAUUCCAUAUACAUCGGGAAUCUGCCUUUGAAUGCGACUGUUCAACAAGUUGAAGGGGUGUUUAAGAAAUUUGGGCCCAUCAUAAGUGGUGGUAUCCAAAUUAGAAGUUACAAAGGCUAUGGUUUUGGUUUUGUUGAGUUUGAAUCCUUGGAUUCCAUGCAUAGUGCAAUAAAGGCUUCUCCUAUUACAAUUGGCGGUCACCAGGCUACUAUUGAGCAGAAGAAGACUACCCUUCGAGUUGGCAAUGACAGGGGGAGGCCCUCAUCAGGAAGAGGUGGAUACCGAAACGAUAACUUCAGGGGCCGUGGGAACUUUGGUGGACGCGGCUAUGGCAGGAACGAGUUUGGCUACCGGGGCGAGUUCUAUGGACGAGGUCGGGCCCCUAAUGGACGCAAUAGCGACCCCUACCAGAGGGAUUAUCAGAACAGGGGUGGAAGAGUUUAACACUCAAAAUGGAUUUAACUAGAGUGAGGGAAAGCUACUUUUGUAGUCAGCUGGUGGCACCUGAGGAUUUUGACAUUAACAUGUCAUUUGAGAUGAAGGCGUGUUCUUUCCUUAUACCGGAAGUAGGGGAGUAUAUUAAAACUGUUUUCUGUAAUUAGACAUUUUCUCCAUGUCAUGCUAAACGUCACUGGUCCUAGUACCGCGAGUGUGGGAGGACCCAAGUUGUGGAAAUCUGAACUCAGGCUGGGCUUUAUAUUGAAGAGACUGGAGUGGGCCUGGGUUCAGCUUUUUGCAUCCAAGUGUUCAGUUCCCAGCACUUAUCUGCACAUUGCUUGCGGGGAUAUUGCUUAAACCACGGACAUCCUAGCUGCUUUUUUAACUCUAAAACACGCAAUCGACCUCAUUAUAAUCCACUAGGGGAAGUAUCUCAAUCUCAA